CUGGAAUACAGUUGUCAUAACGGUUGUCAUCUAUAUAAGAAGAUCUUUCCAACACAGCUCUGUCACCCACAGGAGGAAAUACAUCCGUCAUCAGCCCAGAAGCAAAGAUAGGCGCAGCCAAGAUGAAGUUACUGCUUGUUGUUGCUGCUGCUCUGGCUGUGGCCAGCUGUGCCAGCAUCUCUCUGGAAGAUCUCGAAUUUCACGCCUGGAAACUGAAGUUUGGAAGGUCUUACAGAUCUCCAGCAGAGGAGGUGAAGCGCAAGGAAAUCUGGCUCAGCAACCGCAAACUGGUUCUGGUUCACAACAUCCUGGCAGAUCAGGGCAUCAAGUCAUACCGCCUUGGCAUGACCUACUUUGCUGACAUGGAAAAUGAAGAGUACAAGCGUGUGAUUUCCCAGGGUUGCCUGCGCUCAUUCAACGCCUCCCUGCCUCGCCGGGGCUCUGCUUUCCUCCGACUGCCUGAGGGCACCGAUCUGCCCAGCACUGUUGACUGGAGGGACAAGGGAUAUGUUACAGAUGUCAAGGAUCAGAAGGACUGUGGCUCCUGCUGGGCCUUCAGUGCAACCGGUUCUCUGGAGGGUCAAACCUUCAGGAAGACUGGAAAGCUGGUGUCUCUGAGUGAGCAGCAGUUGGUUGACUGCUCUGGUGACUAUGGCAACAUGGGAUGUAUGGGCGGCUUGAUGGACGAUGCCUUCAAGUACAUCCAGGCAAACGGUGGGAUUGACACAGAGGAGUCCUACCCCUAUGAGGCAGAGGAUGGACAGUGCCGUUACAACCCUGAUGCCCUUGGAGCCACAUGCACAGGCUAUGUUGAUGUGAAGCAAGGUGAUGAAGAUGCCCUGAAGGAGGCUGUGGCCACCAUCGGACCAGUUUCUGUUGGCAUUGACGCCUCUCAAUCAUCAUUCCAACUUUAUGAAUCAGGUGUGUAUGAUGAGCCUGACUGCAGCAGUUUAGAGCUGGAUCAUGGAGUGCUGGCUGUUGGUUAUGGCACUGACAAUGGGCGUGACUUUUGGCUAGUUAAAAACAGCUGGGGUGUUGGCUGGGGAGACAAUGGAUACAUCAUGAUGACAAGGAACAAAGACAACCAGUGUGGGAUUGCCACUGCAGCAAGUUAUCCACUAGUCUGAACAGGCCCAGGACCUCUCCACGGAUGGAAAUAGUGACAUAUAAUUGACUGUAAUUCCUUUCUAAGAGCAAUGAGUCAUGUACUCUAUACUAAACAUGUUUCUCUCUUCUCUGCAAGUCUGAGGGAAACACAAUCAUUCUUUACCUUGAUGCACUUAUAAUACCAGAUGUUUAUAAGCAUUGUAAAUAAAUGUAAAGAAAUAA
This is a messenger RNA of Girardinichthys multiradiatus, 1329 nucleotides long. RefSeq names its product cathepsin L.1 (gene ctsl.1). Gene Ontology annotation, biological process: immune response. Bases 123 to 1127 code for a protein of 334 amino acids. Gene Ontology annotation, cellular component: lysosome. Gene Ontology annotation, molecular function: cysteine-type endopeptidase activity. The record is from RefSeq and is a predicted model, not a curated record. Lineage: Eukaryota; Metazoa; Chordata; Actinopteri; Cyprinodontiformes; Goodeidae. The transcript has 9 exons.